Molecule: messenger RNA, 1953 nt
Organism: Stomoxys calcitrans (stable fly)
Lineage: Eukaryota; Metazoa; Arthropoda; Insecta; Diptera; Muscidae
Exons: 1
Coding region: 100-621 (173 amino acids)
Source: RefSeq, a predicted model, not a curated record
UCGUUUGUAUUUUUAUGCGGCUUUCAUUCUGAGUGCAGUUGUAAUAAAUACGACGUAUUUAAAAGGUCUUUUUUUUUCAAAAACAAAGAAUAAAUAAAAAUGUCGUACUUGCUGACAGAAAUUGCUUUGGAAAUGCUUGGUUACAAAUUCUACGAUAUUUAUGGAGUUCCAGACGAUAUUAAUAAUUUCCAAAAUGUUGCAGCUUCUGAUCGCAGUGCGAAUGAUGCAACCUCCAUUGAACCACACUUAUCCACACUACUAGGUUUAGAUCCAAAAAGCUCAAAACGAAACCAUACGAAUCCAAUGUUAAUUAAUUUGCCAGAUGGAGUGACAAAGUUAAUGGAUGCUGAAUAUAACAAAGUCAGACAACAACUUGUACGCAAAAAGCUAUCUCUAACUGGAGAAUAUCCGGAUCCAAAAACCAUUCAAACAACAAUACAAAUUUUGAUAGAGUCUGAACACGAAAAACUUUUAGCAGAACAACAGCUUUUGCAAAGAUUUCGAAGAAUUGUAGAGGAAAACUUAAUGAACAUGAAUACGGUUUCGUUUGAAAAAUAUUUGGAGGGCUUUAAAAGUACCAGUUCCACAUCUAAAAGUCUAGCAUCAGAAGUUAUGAAUUAAUACUCAAACCAAUAAGAAAUUACUCUACAAAUAAUCUCUCAAACGGGAGAAUUACUUUUCUUUAUAUUAAUGGUAUAUACACAAAUACUGAAAUGAAUUUAAUUUAAUUUAGUUAUUUAUUUUUUAUAUGUAUUCAGAACAUAUUCAGUUAAUAUAAGUUUAUUCACAAGGAACUAAAAGAGCUCUAUAAACCGAAAAUAGGUAAAAUUUCUUUUUUUCGUAUUUACAAACACAUAAUAGACCCCGGCACGGUAUAAAUAUGAGCACCACGCAGGCUGGAACUUUGAGCUCCGAUCUGUGUGGUGUUCAAUGAUAUCACAUGAAGCAAAGCUGCGGGCGUUCACAGGUUGCGGAUAGUGGAAGGCUCCAUACGGAGUAGGUGCAAUUGCAGCCGCGGACAAUCAGGUCCAUAUAUACUGAGUGGCUAUGAUGCUUGAUAUGAAAAGGCGAGUUAUUGACGCCUUUAAAUAGCCAGUGGCCAUCAUAUUCUCGCGGCGAUCGCCACCUCCUCAUAUAGACAUAAUAGCCUAUUUUUCCUUUAAUAAACCAAUUUUAAAAUUGAGAAAGUUAUUGGCUUAACCCUUGUUUAACACCAUAAUAAAAUGAUAUUUCUCAAUUUUACGAGCAUAAACCUAUAUGAAUGAAUUCGAAAAAAGUAGAAUGGAGCAAAGUUUGGCCAGACCAAAUUAUGGUGAUUCAAUCCAGCUGGAGCAUUGAGGUCCUAUCUGUGUGGUGUUCAUUGCUGUCACGAGAAGCUUAUCUGUGAGCUACCGGGCGCGUCCACAGGUUGCGGAUAUUGGAAUGCUCCGUUAUCAUACCAAAAGCUAUACUGACCUCCUUCUGACUUCCUUUCAGUAAUAGCCUCGUCCUCUUACGAUCCUGUUCACCCCAUAGGAUUUUCGCAGUCCUACCGACUGUUCCAUUGUUCCACAGUGUUCGUCGCCUACGCCCUUAUCUUGUACUGCGUCGUCUAGAAAGUCUUCGGUUUAACCAAAUUUAUUGACGGCAGUCCUUUGGCCUUCACUGCCAAAUCGUCUGCCUUUUCAUUCUCUCUUACUCCAUUAUGGCCCCGCAACCAAACGAUGCGUAUUGUGCGAUGGACGGCGUUUUUCUCCUUCUAACUUUGCAAGACCGUUCGUAACCUUUCGGUCCUGGUCGUUAUUGCCCUUAUGGUCAUUUUACUGUUAGUAAAGAUGUUCACACUCCUUGCGUUAGCACCACACCAACUCGUGAUCGCCUGGAUCUCAUCCUGCAGGACCGUAUUAUGGUCAGGCAGUCUAAAACAAAUAUCAGUCCCUGGGUUCUUAAUGUAGACCCCAGGUCCAUUCUGUC